AUGUCGAAUCUGAUACGAACAGAUCUUCCAAAGAAGAGAAAAAGAGGAGAAAGUAGGGUUUUCAGGCUCAAGACUUUCGGAGAGACAGGACAUCCAGCUGAGAUGAACGAGUUGUCUUUUCUAGACAAUCUCGGGAAGCUACUUGAGUUUGGUCACUUUGAGAGCUCCGGUCUCAUGGGAAGUUGGUCUUUUCAGCUCGAGGUUCAUCGUCACCCAAAUCCUCUCUAUGUGCUUCUCUUUGUCGUCGAAGAACCCAUUGAAGCCUCUAUUAACCUUCGUUGCAACCAUUGCCAAUAUGUUGGCUGGGGAAACCAAAUGAUAUGCAACAAGAAGUACCAUUUCGUGAUCCCUUCAAAGGAAACAAUGGCCGCCUUUCUAAAAUUAGAAGGCGGAAGCUGUGCUUUCCCCGAAAAGGAAAGUCUCUCCCAUCUCGUGGAGCUUCAAGGCCAUGUCCUUCACGGCUUCUUUCACUCCAACGGAUUUGGUCACUUGCUCUCUCUCAAUGGCAUCGAAUCCGGUUCCGACUUAACCGGUCAUCAAGUCAUGGAGUUGUGGGAUCGGCUCUGCACCGGUUUAAAGGCCAGGAAAAUAGGUUUGAACGAUGCAUCACACAAGAAAGGAAUGGAGCUGAGGCUGCUGCAUGGUGUAGCAAAAGGAGAGCCGUGGUUCGGUCGUUGGGGCUACCGGUUCGGUUCAGGGACAUACGGAGUGACUCAAAAGAUUUACGAGAAGGCACUUGAAUCGGUCCGUAACGUACCUUUGUGCUUGCUUAACCAUCAUCUAACAAGCCUUAACCGUGAAACUCCAAUCCUCUUUUCAAAGUAUCAAACUUUAUCAACGGAGCCAUUGAUCACUCUCAGUGACCUCUUCAUGUUCAUGCUUCACCUCCAUUCACGUCUUCCAAAAGAUAACUACAUGAACAACUCCAGAAACCAAAUCAUCUCCAUUGAUAGCACUAACUGCAGAUGGUCUCAAAAACGGAUUCAAAUGGCUAUCAAAGUGGUUAUAGAGUCAUUGAAGAGAGUUGAAUACCGAUGGAUAUCGAGACAAGAAGUGAGGGAUGCGGCUAGAAACUUCAUCGGGGACACGGGUUUGCUUGAUUUCGUGUUGAAGUCGCUUGGAAACCAAGUUGUUGGGAAUUAUCUGGUCCGACGUAGUCUAAAUCCGGUUAAGAAAGUGCUCGAGUAUUGCUUGGAGGACAUAUCAAAUUUGUUACCAAGUAGUAACCAAGAACUCAUAGCCCUUCAAAAUCAGAAUCCAAUGGGGAAGAUGACCACUACGACGACGAAGAUCACAAGAGGUCAAGUGAUGAAAGACAUGGUUUAUUUUUACAAACACAUUUUAAUGGACUACAAGGGAGUGUUAGGCCCCAUAAGCAUAUUGAACCAAAUCGGAAUGGCUUCAAGAGCAAUCCUCGACGCUAAAUACUUCAUCAAAGAGUAUCACUACAUCAGAGAUACAUCGACCAAAACAAUCCACUCAGAUCGAGGGGACAAGUUAGGAAUAUUCUGCACGAUCGCGAGGAAAUGUCAUCAUCAUCAUAACAACGAGAUGAAGAUGCCUCCACAAGAGUGCAUAGUGGUAAACAAAGAUGCAACAAUGAGCGAAGUGUAUGGAGAGGCGGAGAGAGUGUUUAGAGAGAUCUAUUGGGAACUAAGAGACGUCGUGGUGGAGUCAAUGGCUGAUGGUCAGAGGGAAAUCAACACAAGGGUCGAUGAUAUGGCCUUGAAUGGGAAUAAUAAAGGAUUGGUGUUACAAGGGAAUGUGGGAAUGAUGAUGAACAUUGAAGUGAUGAAGUGUUACGACGAUGAUAGUAAGAAGAAGGAUAAGAGAAUUGAGUGUGAGUGUGGAGCAAAGGAAGAAGACGGAGAGAGGAUGGUGUGUUGUGAUAUUUGUGAAGUAUGGCAACACACAAGGUGUGUCGGUGUUCAACACAAUGAGGAAGUUCCUCGUAUUUUUCUUUGUCAAAGUUGUGAUCAACAUCUUAUUCCUCUCUCUUUUUUACCUUAA
Molecule: messenger RNA, 2010 nt
Organism: Eutrema salsugineum
Lineage: Eukaryota; Viridiplantae; Streptophyta; Magnoliopsida; Brassicales; Brassicaceae
Product: PHD finger protein MALE STERILITY 1
Exons: 3
Coding region: 1-2010 (669 amino acids)
Source: RefSeq, a predicted model, not a curated record